AUGAAAAUUUUCAGAAUUGUAUUUGCUUUGGCAUUGGCCUGUUUGGCUAAGGUUGAAGCAAGUCCUUGUGGUGGCACAUGUGGUGGAUAUCCAUACCUUCCAGAUCUAUGUUUCGCGUCACCACCACUACCACCACCAUGUCCACUACCACUUCCACUUCCAUGCUUACCACUACCUCCACCACCAUGUUUACCAUUACCUCCAUGCCCAAUUCCACUUCCACUCCCAUGCUUACCACCACCACCGCCACCUUGUUUACCACUACCUCCAUGCCCACUACCACCACCACCACCAUGUUUACCAUUACCUCCAUGCCCAAUUCCACUUCCACUCCCAUGCUUACCACCACCACCGCCACCUUGUUUACCACUACCUCCAUGCCCACUACCAAUUCCACCACCAUGUUUACCAUUGCCUCCAUGCCCACUUCCACUCCCAUGCUUACCACCACCACCACCACCAUGUUUACCAUUACCUCCAUGCCCAAUUCCACUUCCACUCCCAUGCUUACCACCACCACCGCCACCUUGUCCACUCCCAUGCUUACCACCACCACCACCACCUUGUUUACCACUACCUCCAUGCCCACUACCAAUUCCACCACCAUGUUUACCAUUACCUCCGUGCCCACCACCACUCCCACUCCCUUGUUUGCCACCUCCAUGUUUACCACCUCCAACGUUGUUACCAGUACCUCUGUGCUCUUUACCUUGUUUCUCUAUUCCACCAUUAUGUCCACCUUGUGCACCUUCUCUACCAUUAUGA
This is a messenger RNA of Rhopalosiphum maidis (corn leaf aphid), 765 nucleotides long. RefSeq names its product vegetative cell wall protein gp1-like. The transcript is spliced from 3 exons. Lineage: Eukaryota; Metazoa; Arthropoda; Insecta; Hemiptera; Aphididae. Bases 1 to 765 code for a protein of 254 amino acids. The record is from RefSeq and is a predicted model, not a curated record.